Messenger RNA from Canis lupus familiaris (dog), 2119 nucleotides. Its product is annotated as translation initiation factor IF-2-like. The record is from RefSeq and is a predicted model, not a curated record. Lineage: Eukaryota; Metazoa; Chordata; Mammalia; Carnivora; Canidae. Bases 1 to 837 code for a protein of 278 amino acids. The transcript is spliced from 4 exons.
AUGUACCACCUGCUGAAAGAGAUCGAAUCGGGCCCCGCCGAGGCUGACAGGAUUUCACAGCGGAGGAGCCUCCCCAGAAGAGCCCGGCUCAGUUGGUCACCCUGGCCCCACCUCAAGAGACCGCGCCCAGGAUCCCGGGUCGGCCCGAGGGCCUCCUCUCCGGCCCCUUCAGUAGGGCCCACCACACGCGCACAGGCCGGACGGGCCGUCAACAAAGCCACGGGCCGGUGGGCCGCGGAGCGGACCCCAGUCCCCACCCGGCCGCGUCCCCUCACCUCAGAGUUCCGCCUCACCUCCCGACUGCGAGCAGCCGCUCUCCACUUCCGGCAAGAACCGCCCAGCAAUCUUCGCGCGACCCACUUCCGGGCCCUCACUGGGCGCGGCGCCCCCACCGGAAACGGCCGGCCGCCGAGACGCCGAGGUGGAGGAGAGACCCGGGAGGAAGUCUGGCCGCCCCGCUCGCGGCUCCGCCCCCUAUUCUCCACGCCCGGAAGGGAGAAUCCUCGCCCGCCCGGGGGCCCUUGGCGGAGAGCCCCGCCCCCAGGGCGCGAGCGGCCGGGGAGCGCGCUCCAGGAUAGGCCACGCCUCUCCGCCGCCUGGCGGGGCCCAGUCGCCCGGGCCAAUGAAGGGCCGGAGUCGCCGGCGAGGCUCCACCUCCGCGGAGGGAGGACAGGUGAGUGGCUAAUUAGCGCUCCUAUCGCUGUGGUCGCGGUGGCCGUGGCCGUGGCCGAGGCCGGUGCCUUCGCCCAGCCGACUGGAAGGGGUAUUGGAGGGACGAGGAGGCCGAUUCCCGGGGGGCGGGGAUCCCGGGCAGUCGUCUACUCGCCGAGGAGAUAGGGGCGCAGCUCCGCCUCGUUGGGCGUGCGUGCCUCAGUUUCCCGGUUGGGACCUGGGGCGGCCGUUGUUCCGGACCGUGUUCUGGCGGUACCUGCCGAGGCUGGCGUGGGGGCCCAGCCCUGGGUUUCCGGGCGUGGCCGCCUUCGCGCCGCGCGCCGGGCCCCCCGGGUCGGGAAGGUGGAGGCUCGCCCCACUUCCUGUUUGUUCCGUGCGCGCUGUGACCAUAGAUGGUCAGGUCUGGGGCCGCUCGGAAGCCUCCGCCCCGCGGUUUCGGAGCCCUUCCUCGCCGCGCGCUGGGUGUGGUCCCCGAGAAUAAGAUGAGCGGAAUUAGAGAAGAUCCCGCUCCACCUCCACUCCGCUAAAACCCAGUUUGUGGGGCCUCCUCGCCGAGGCGGGGGGCUGGGGUGGCGCGGGGAGGGGGGGUGCCCUGCCGCCUGGCACUCAGUCCGGCCCGCGGGGGAGAGAGACUUCGCUUCCGUGCCGCCGGGGCCUCGGAUCAGAGCUUUGUUCCCUCAAGGCUCACACUUUCCAACCGGCGAUUAGCCUCCCACAAAGAUUUAUUUCCAGAAAAAAAAUUGGCGAGUGCCAGUGUUCCCACUCCUUCAGCUGAGCUUCUAUGACAGCUCCAAGCUUCGCGUUGAAUGCAGGCGUUACGUGCCAAAGUCACUCGUUCAACAAAUACGGUUCUUAUAAUGACAGCUACCAUUUACUGCGUGUUGACAACGUGCCAGGCCUGUGCUGACGCUUCAAGAACAUGUUCAUGUGAUCCUUAAUAGGAACUCUCUGUGUUAAACCCACUACAGGGGUUGAAUUCAUUACUCUGAUAUCAAGACCUGAGCUGCAAUCAAGAGUCACAUGCUUAACCAACUGAGCCACCCAAGUGCCCUAGGACUAUGAGUUUUCUGUAUCUCACUUUCUGCCCCAGGGCUUCUUUCAUGGAAUUGACCUCAUGGGAUGUCCGUGGGAACUUGCACAGUUAUUUAGAUACAUUCAUCAACCUGAAAGUGCCAACUUGAGAGUGCAAAGGAGUUAACCAGCAAUUGGGAGACCUUUGAUCAAUGAAGGACAGGAGCUGGUGAAUAAAUAUUCCCUCUUCCCUCCCUGGUUGGACAAUUAUGAGACACGUUCUACAGUGCUUCAGAAUAUCUCUAGUAGAACCAAGCAACGACCUUCUGGAUCAAUCAUCCUUGGCUUGGCUUUCCUGUUUUGCCUGUUUUACCCUUCCUAGUCUCUGACUUCUGUUCCUUGGGAUCACCCCUGAAAAUAAACUAUCUGUUUGCAA